ACGAAAGGCCUGCUAAUUGAUUUCGCCUAGGUGGAACAUAUGCUGCCUCGCCGGAUACACCGUCUCCUGUCUACCCUGACCGCCUGAUUCGACCUCUACCGAAACGUCCAUUGCGGUCUCGGCUAUCCCCAGACGCUGCAGGAACUAUUCUGUUCCCUCCUGCACCACCUGUCUCUCAACUUUUUUAUGGCUCCUAUCCGGAGCAUGAGGAAUCUCGUGAUAACAAAGUGUACAUGCAACAGCAACACUCCGUGAACUCUUACAGGCAUGAUAAUAGCCCUGACAGAGAUCAACGACAUCCAUACGAGAAUGGCAUCUCCGAGGUAGAGAGUGGUGAUGAAGGGAGUCCCGUCGUAGUCCGCCGUAGUGCUGGCUUCCGAGGAUCAUCACUAUCACCUUCAACUCCUGUUCCAAAUGGGCAGGUGCAACUAAUGACCCAGUCAUCUCCUGGUGGUGCUGACGGUUACGAUGCGUUUGAAAACACCAACAACAAGAAGAAGCGAAAGAUCCCCACUUCUGGAACUUUGAACAGUCAUCAUUCCAGUCUUACUUCAGAGCAUGCUACUGCGGGGAUAUCUGGGUCUACCACGGGGUCGCCCGCGACCUUGGCUGAUUCUGGGGCUGGUACAUACUAUGGUUCUGGUAGUCCUGCUACCUCGAGUGUUGGAAAUGGUAUAUCUGGGCCAGGACGUGGUCGCUACGGACGUCACGCACCACGCGCUAUUGGCAUCCGUAAUUCCCUUCCUGUUCAUUCUCAGAACGCUUGGCUUGGUGGACGACCUGGUAGUAGUCGCAGGGAUCUUCUAUCAUCCUCGCACCAAGGGACAGGUGAGAAGUCAGACCAGGGCAUCAUUUCCACAGCAAUCGCAAACGCGGCCGCUCUUUCGCCUUCAACAAAAGGGGGAAACAAUGUCAGCUUGCUUGAACAACAAGCUAGUAAGACGUCUCCUACCAAAACUCAAUUUACCUUUACGUGCGAGUCGGAUAGCUCCAAAAACAUCGCUUUGCAUCCUCCGAAUCCCUAUCCGCUGUCUCAUCAACGCAUUCCAAAUCCCUCCAUGCCAGCAACAACACCGAACUCGCGCGACUUUGCUACUCAAGGCACACAAACCAGUCCUCAUAUGGGUGCUGUCACUAGCCAACAACAAUCAGUCCCUGGUACCGGUACUCCCUCUCAUAAUCCAGGUCAAAGGCCUAGACGGUCUCGGGAUAGCAUCUAUGCUCUUGCAGCUCGCCGCCGCAAAAUCCAACAGCAUUAUGCCAACGCUCACAAUCCACCGAGUCCGGAAGACCUGUGGAUUUGUGAGUUUUGCGAGUAUGAAACCAUAUUUGGCGAACCUCCCAGAGCACUUAUUCGACAGUAUGAGAUCAAAGACCGGAAGGAGCGCCGCCGUUUGGCUGAGAAAAGACGUCUUCUCGAAAAAGCGAAAAUGAAGGGACGAAAGAAUAAGAAGGCAACGAAGAAUUCAGCAAAGCAUCCGAAUGCUCAACAACCGACUCAUCACCACCACUCUGAUCAUCAUCACAUGGAUUCGCCGCAUCCUGAUGAUUACCUAAAUGGAUAUGAUGAUGAUGUUCCCCCGAUGACUGCCCCUGCUCCUCCGCAACAGAAUGUAAACCGACCACCGACUGUUACAUCGAACGCGGGUCGACCGCCUCCUCUUGCAGAGCCAAUUCUACCCGAAGGCACAGGUGGUAGCAGAGGCAUGAAUCGGCCAGCCUGAGGAAUCUGCCGAGUAGAUAGACUUACUGCCCAUGUACUUCCAGCUGUCUCUUUCCAAACCCAGCACGCCCAGGAAUGUGGGUGCGGAGUAGACCGAUCUUCAAGACAUGCUGGUCAACGAUAUAGAGACAUUUCUAUCUAUCAGGUUCAUUUUCUCAUCAUUUAUGUUUCGGUGGCAUCGUU
Talaromyces proteolyticus is the source of this 1906-nucleotide messenger RNA. RefSeq lists its product as uncharacterized. Lineage: Eukaryota; Fungi; Ascomycota; Eurotiomycetes; Eurotiales; Trichocomaceae. The transcript is spliced from 2 exons. The record is from RefSeq and is a predicted model, not a curated record. Bases 234 to 1724 code for a protein of 496 amino acids.